Messenger RNA from Racocetra fulgida, 244 nucleotides. NCBI's taxonomy places the organism in Eukaryota, Fungi, Glomeromycota, Glomeromycetes, Diversisporales, Gigasporaceae. The record is from the annotation of a GenBank genome assembly.
CAGCGAAAGUAAGGAACAAAGAGGAGCAAAAAGAGAGCUGGAAGCGGGAGUAAGAAGAAGUGACAAGCAACGCUACAACGAUAAACGACAGAGGAGAAAAAGAAGAAAGGAAAAAGACGAGAAAUUGCAAAGAAGCAAAAAAAAAGGUAAAACAGAAAAAAUGUCUACGGAUGGUAAAAAAGAGGAGAAAAAGGGACAAGAAAAAGAAAAUCGAGAAAGAAAAAUAGAGGAUCAAAAGGAAUAA